Molecule: messenger RNA, 721 nt
Organism: Trematomus bernacchii (emerald rockcod)
Lineage: Eukaryota; Metazoa; Chordata; Actinopteri; Perciformes; Nototheniidae
Product: sperm acrosome membrane-associated protein 4-like
Exons: 3
Coding region: 155-535 (126 amino acids)
Source: RefSeq, a predicted model, not a curated record
UCCAAACAAGAUGAACCACAUUCUUGCUCCUUACCUUCAGUCAGUCUUAACAGAGUCUUCUCAUUAAGUCUACUAAAACUCACUUGACUGACACAGGUAUUUAGACCAUUCAGCACUUUUUUAGAGCUAAUUGUUGCUUUUUUCAACCUCAAGUAUGAAGAGCGUUUGGACAGCAGGGAUUGUGCUGAGUGCCAUCAUCGCCGCAGCACAAUGCCUGACCUGCCGUCAGUGCCCUGUUGGUAUUUUUGGGACAUGUCUGUUUGGAAGCGACACUGUAUGCAAUAAUGGGACUGAGGGCUGCUUUCGUGGGGAAGCACAGUUCAAUGCCACAGGACCUUUGACCCUACACAUCCGCGGCUGUGUGGACUUGGAUCUGUGUGGGAAGACGGUGUCCGGCAGCAUCCUGGGAGCAGCAUACACCAGCAGCUUCAAGUGUUGCACAACUAACCUGUGUAACGGAGCUGCGUCCGUCCAGCUGUCUGUGACUGCAGCCCUCUGUGCCGCCGUGCUGUCCUCUCUGUGGGGCUUGUGGUAGUUGUAGUUUUACAUGACCUGUUUCUUCUUAUUAUCUUAUUAUUAACAUUAAUGUGUCCACUCCUUUGUACUAUAUAUUCAAAGAUAAUUUUCAAACCCAUGAAGCUUCAUUAAAAAGCAUCAUCAUGCCAUUUUUUUUUUACUGGUGUCCUCAUAAUUAAAUAAAGAUUAUCUUUAUUGAAAAGCC